AUCAAUCGAUCGCCAUGGCUAUGAAUAAGGCACCCUUCCAGCUCCUGGAGAUCAAUGUGAUAUCGGGCCAGGACUUGGCCCCUCUAUCCCGUAACAUGCGCACUUACGCGGUCGCCUGGGUCCACCCUGACCGCAAGCUCUCCACGCGUGUCGACACCCGUGGCCACACUGACCCAACCUGGAAUGACAAAUUUGUGUUCCGUGUCGACGACCAGUUCCUCCAAUCCGACACCUCCGCCGUCUCAAUCGAAAUCUACGCCCUUCGUUGCUUCCGAGACGUCCGCAUCGGAACCGUUCGAGUCCUUGUGGGCAACCUCGUCCCAUCUAACGCCCGUAACGGUGGUUCCACCAUCCGCCAUGUUGGUAUGCGAUUCGUAGCUCUUCAAGUCCGACGUCCCUCAGGUCGUCCACAGGGUAUCCUCAACAUCGGGGUGGCAGUCCUCGACAGUUCCAUGAGAAGCAUGCCACUCUAUACCGUCGCUAACUCCGCCGUCGGUUACCGUGAUCUCAUGGGAGAAGAAUCCCACACUCCUCACCAUCAUCACCACCCACCUCCCAAGGUCCAGCUCCGCCGCACCAAGAGCGAUGGCACCGACACCAUCAAUACUACCGAUAUCACGUCGCAAAAAACCAUCAAUACUACCGAUAUCGCGUCGCAAAAAACCAGCUCCGUCGUCAAUGGAUCGGAGCUUGGAAUCAGUGUCGUUGGUGGAGCAACACCGUUAAAGGUGAUUACGACGACGACACCCACGAAUGGAUCGAUGUACACGGAAUCGGAAAUUGGUCCACCGGCGUCAGUGGUGGCGGCGGGACUGGUGGCGGAUGACUUAUUCCCUUCAGCGGAGGUGGGGAGCUCGAUAUUGGAGGGUUGGAGUGUGGAAGAAGGAGGGGUUGAGGGUUUGAGGUCGAAGCUAGAGAAGUGGAGGAAGGAGCUUCCACCAAUUUACGAUAAUGGGUAUGGGCAUUAUCGUCGGCCGCAUCGGAGGCAUACGCGGAGGCACACAGAGAUGGGGGGAGGACUCUUCUCAUGUUUCGGCGGCAGGUUUGGGUGUGAGUGCGCCAUCUUCUGUGGCCCGAAACCGAAGAGGAAGAAGAAGGGUGGCAACAACGACAAAUUUCAGCUCAGCCCUUCUGAUUCUCUGAUGCUGACGACACCUUCACGUCUAAUAUAUCCUCGAGGGUGAAACUUGAGAUUUGAGAAACAAGAAGAACCAGCAGCAGCA
Molecule: messenger RNA, 1223 nt
Organism: Telopea speciosissima
Lineage: Eukaryota; Viridiplantae; Streptophyta; Magnoliopsida; Proteales; Proteaceae
Exons: 1
Coding region: 15-1184 (389 amino acids)
Biological process (GO): defense response
Source: RefSeq, a predicted model, not a curated record